GGCGACUGGUUCCAGUUCACUCGGCGGAGGAGCCGGCGGAGGGGCGAGCGCGGGGCGCGCGGGCGGGAAGCGAGCAGGCGGGCGGGCGGGCCAGCGCGGAGCGCGAAGAGAAAGGCGCGAGCGGCCCAGAGGGCACCGGCCCGACACCUUGCUGCCGCCGCCGCCGCCGAGCCGCCCUGUGCUGCCUGAUCCAGCUCCAGGGCCACCGCCAUGUCGAGCCGGGGUGGGAAGAAGAAGUCUACCAAAACCUCCCGGUCCGCCAAGGCAGGAGUCAUCUUCCCUGUGGGGCGGAUGCUGCGGUACAUCAAGAAAGGCCACCCCAAGUACAGGAUUGGAGUGGGGGCGCCAGUGUACAUGGCCGCCGUCCUGGAGUACCUGACAGCGGAGAUUCUGGAGCUGGCUGGCAAUGCGGCCAGAGACAACAAGAAGGGACGGGUCACGCCCCGCCACAUCCUGCUGGCCGUGGCCAACGAUGAAGAGCUGAAUCAGCUGCUAAAAGGAGUCACCAUAGCCAGUGGUGGGGUGUUGCCAAACAUCCACCCGGAGUUGCUAGCGAAGAAACGAGGAUCCAAAGGGAAGCUGGAAGCCAUCAUCACGCCACCCCCAGCCAAAAAAGCCAAGUCUCCAUCCCAGAAGAAGCCCACGUCUAAGAAGACAGGAGGCAAGAAGGGGGCCCGGAAAUCCAAGAAGAAGCAGGGAGAAGUCAGCAAGGCAGCCAGUGCCGACAGCACGACCGAGGGCACGCCCACCGAUGGCUUCACAGUUCUCUCCACCAAGAGCCUCUUCCUCGGCCAGAAGCUGAACCUUAUUCACAGUGAAAUCAGUAAUUUAGCCGGCUUUGAGGUGGAGGCCAUAAUCAAUCCUACCAAUGCUGACAUUGACCUUAAAGAUGACCUAGGAAACACGCUGGAGAAGAAAGGUGGCAAGGAGUUUGUGGAAGCUGUUCUGGAGCUCCGGAAAAAGAACGGGCCUUUGGAAGUAGCUGGAGCUGCUGUCAGUGCAGGACACGGCCUGCCCGCCAAGUUUGUGAUCCACUGUAACAGUCCCAUCUGGGGUGCAGACAAGUGCGAGGAGCUUCUGGAAAAGACAGUGAAAAACUGCUUGGCCCUGGCGGAUGAUAAGAAGCUGAAGUCCAUUGCGUUCCCAUCCAUUGGCAGUGGCAGGAACGGAUUUCCGAAGCAGACGGCAGCUCAGCUGAUCCUGAAGGCCAUCUCCAGUUACUUUGUGUCCACAAUGUCCUCCUCCAUCAAAACAGUGUACUUCGUGCUCUUCGACAGCGAGAGUAUAGGCAUCUACGUGCAGGAAAUGGCCAAGCUGGACGCCAACUAGGCUGCGGAACGACGGGGCCAGCCCACACCGUGCUCCCAGCCUCCAAUGUGAAAGAAAGAAAAGAAGAAAAAAUCCCCUUCAUUCCACCUGGGAGGCGGGAACCCUUUCAUUUUUGGUUUGCUCAUCUAGGGAAAAAAAGGUUUUGAUUUCCAGUUUGUUUUCGACUUUCUAAAAUGUUUUUACGUUAGCACUGAUAGUUGGCAUUACUGUUGUUAAGCACUGUGUUCCAGACUGUGUCUGACUUUAGCGUAACCUAGGAGAUUUUAUAGUUUUAUUUUAAUGAAAUCCUGCUUGACGCAGAGCAGCGGGAGAGCAGCGUCUACUACAGGAGGCAGAACCCAGGAGCCCGAGUCGUAACCAUGUGUCGUGGUGCUUUAUCGUACACCCGUGGCGUUCUUUUUACUAUGAUGCUCCUUUUUUUUUUUUUUGUCCUUCAAGAAGAAUCAUGAAUAUGCCGCAGACUUAAUUUUUGUUUACUUUUUGUCUUAACGAUGGAUUUGAAAAUGAAAGAUUUAAAAGACAAAACAAGAGUCUGUUGUCCUUAAUUAUAUUUGCGAUUUGUGUGAAUUGAUUUAGUAAAAUGUUAAACUGUU
This is a messenger RNA of Artibeus jamaicensis (Jamaican fruit-eating bat), 1922 nucleotides long. Its product is annotated as core histone macro-H2A.1. Gene Ontology annotation, molecular function: DNA binding; protein heterodimerization activity; structural constituent of chromatin. The record is from RefSeq and is a predicted model, not a curated record. Lineage: Eukaryota; Metazoa; Chordata; Mammalia; Chiroptera; Phyllostomidae. Gene Ontology annotation, cellular component: nucleosome. The transcript is spliced from 9 exons. Gene Ontology annotation, biological process: nucleosome assembly. Bases 211 to 1329 code for a protein of 372 amino acids.